Molecule: messenger RNA, 2769 nt
Organism: Closterium sp. NIES-67
Lineage: Eukaryota; Viridiplantae; Streptophyta; Zygnematophyceae; Desmidiales; Closteriaceae
Source: the annotation of a GenBank genome assembly
GGCCUACCAGACUGGACUCUCCGCCUUCCAUCCCUGCAGGAUGCUGCACUUGCCGCGUGUCAUCAUCGCGUAACCGCCAAUGGAGACCGCGCCUAGAGCCCAUCCCCCGUCCGCACCCAGGCCCGAUCGCGGCGCGGAUCGCCCGCUAUCGCGGCCGUUUCCUACGUCGAAAUCCGAGAAGGCGAGACCGCAUAGCCAAUCGAGUUCCGACACGUCUCACAGCACGACACCACGGGCCCAAUCGCAUGCACGGCUGCAGCCCUUCACUCCCUCGCACCCUUCCGUACCGCCCCGAAGUCCUCCUGCUACAGGCGGUUCCGUCUUGCGAGGCUCGAUAAGCCACGAGAAUCUGAGAUUAGGUUCGGAUUCCGAACCUGAAUCGAGCCUCGGUGACGAGCCGGACGGGUUUGAGUUCCCCGGUUUGUCGGGUUCGGCCGGCGGGCCGGUCGCCUCUGCGGUGUCGAGAGUUUCCGCCGCACGCCAUGCAUUUCCGCGGAGCGUUUCCGCCUCCAGCGGGAUUCCUGCGGAGACUUCCGCGCGCGCCCCGACUUCCCGCGGGCGCCCUCCCCCCGCCAGAUCAUCCGACGUGGACAGCAGAUCUGACGGUGGAGAUUCGCUUAGUUUAGACGACGUUAGGUCCGAUAGCGGCGGCGCGUCAUGGCCCGAUUAUGCGGGAAACGGCGGCGGAUCCCCUCUUUCCGGCGCCCGCGCGCUCCCCCAUUCCCCCCUUUCCUCGCGCUCUGCUUCCGCCAGUCCAAGCCGGCUUCCGCCUGGGCGCGGUAGGCCGGGAGUGAUCAGCCCUUCUGGCGGAGCAGCAGCCACGGGGGGACGCGAGUUUGCGCGUUCCGCCUCGCAGCCCGUGCGGAAGCUAGACUCAGUCAGACACUCCUCCGCACACACGCCUCCGCUCCCUUCCCCCCUUUCCUCCAGUUCCUCCGCUGGUGCAGCUCCCCCGCCAGGUCUUCCCCCCGCGAGGAGAGCUGGGGAACAAGCGCAAGGGCAAGCGCGCGCCCGCCCGAUGACGUCGGGGAAAGCCCCGCUGGCGGCGGAGGGGUUCGCUGGCGGGGGAAGGGGAGCAGCAGGCGCGCCGAUCAGGAUUACCGCAGCUGCCUCCGCCGCCGCCGUGGCUGCUGCUGCGGAUGGCGCAAGCAGUGCUACAGCCGCCGUUCCCCCCGGCGGCGCUGGCGGCCUGCGCACUGUGGCGGGCGCGGUGGCGUCUCGCGCCCUGAGGAAGAGCGCGAGCGCGCCGCAGGUGCGGCCGGGGGAGGGGCCGUCGAACGCGAGCACGCGCGCCGUGGCUGAGAGGGCGGCGCUGAAGCUGCGGGGCCGGGGACACCCUGGCAGUGCUGACGCCGGGGGUGGUGGGGGUGCCGGAGGGGGUGAUAGUGAUGGGGUUGUGGCAGGAGUAGGAGCAGUAGGAGCGGAGAGGCCGAGGACGAGAGUGGGGCGGGGGGCGAUGCAGGGAGAAGCCGAUGAAGACAGCCCACGGCUUGGCCGCGCAGGCGCGCAUGGCGCAGGGCCGAGCGCAGGGGAUGUAGGGGGCGGGGUAAGGGUGGGCGGGUUUGCAGCGCCGAGGGAGCGGCCCACGACGCCCCCGAGGCGAGACAUGUCUGCUGCGAGCAGCGCUGCUGGCGUUGCUGCCGCUGUUGGCGUGGGUGUGGUGCUAGACCGCCCCAAGACGCCGUCGCGCAUGGACAUGCACGACGCGGAGAGGGCUAGAGCGGCCGCCGCAGCAGCAGGAGGGGGAGUGGCAGCAGCCGGCCCACUGCAGCAGCCGCUGACCCCGCGGGUGCUGGAGCGGCCGUCCACGCCGCUGGCUGGGCAGCGCCCCACCACGCCUCUGCUGCGCGCCGAGGCGGGGCUCGAGCGCCCAAGGACGCCCACGAGGCGGCAGGACGGGGAAAGAGGGCACGCAGGGGGGGCGGCGGCAUGGGCGGAGGGGGCGGCAGGGCGACGGGAGGGGGCUCUGGAGAGGCCGAAGACGCCCACGAGGCGGCAGGAUGGGGCGGCAGGGGGGGUGCGGGGGGAGGAGCCACAGGAGCGGCUGGAGCGGCCGACCACUCCGCUCCACGGGAUGGAGGCAGCCCCCCCGCGCACAUGCACGACGUGGGCGUGGCAGGGGGGCGAUUGGGGGCAGCAGAGCGCCUAGAUGUGGACGUAGAGCGGGCAGGGCCUGCAGGGCGCCCGCACACGGCAGUGAGCCGAGUGCAGCCCGGCAGCCGGGCGGACCGGUCCAGCUUCCGCGGUAAAGUCAGGCCCAAGUCGUUUGUGGAGAGGGGAGGGGGAGGGGGAGGGGCAGCGUGGGUUGGCGCAGCGGCAGUGCAGCGGCCCACCACUCCUGUGAGGCGCGCUGAUGGGUCCAUGGACCGACCACUCACUCCUGGGGGGAGGCGGGCGGCCAUGGGGGGAGAGGGGGGGGCAGGAGGAGGAACGUCAGGAGGGGAAUUUGCAGGGAUCGAACGGCCCUCAACGCCCGCUGGUAGGAUAGCUGGGGUCGAUCAAACGGUCCUGCUCGACCGCCCGUCAACGCCCCUGGGCGGCCGCCCAACCACACCGCCCGGCGCCCGUCCCACUACGCCAUCUGGCGGGCGGCCGACGACGCCGGACCGCGGGCGGCUGGACGCGGCAGUGAAUCCCCUGGCUCGGGCGAAUCGGAUGGCGCCGUUCCCCAUGCCGCUGUUCCCCCACUCUGCUUCCACUGGGCGCGGCGGCGUGGGCGAGUUCGAUCGCCUCUGCGUGCAGCAUGAGGACGAGGAGGACGAGGAGGCG